GAAAUAGAAGCACUGUUGCUGCAAAAAAUCGUCGAAUGUAUAACGAUCCGUGGUGAAAUGGGAAAACUUCGCGAGCAGGCGCGCGCGUCGAAGAGAACCCAAGAAGCAACACGUGCUAAGUGUCAGCAGCUUCAGAAACAAGUAGAAGGAUUCGAGAUGGUUUUGAAGCGAAUAACGUACGACAAAACCCUCAACCAAGACAAAUACGUGCAGCCGAUCAAAAUCAAUCGUUCCGUUGGUCUUCAGGUCAAUUUCCAGUCUGAUCAUGGUAUACAAAAUCUGAAGCAAAUUCAGGCAUUCAGAGCUAACGCUUCGGCCACAAGAGCAGCAGCAGCGACAGCUUCGACAUCCACGGUAUCGUCCCCAGUGUACGACAACCACGUGUCGAGUCCCAAAAAGAUAAUAAAAAUCCGCUCGCCCCGUAAACCAGAAAUGUCCGUCGUAUCUAUGGUCAGUCAGACGUCCACCGGCAAUUCUACGAUUUGUUCGACGCCCAUGACGACCAUUACCGGCACCACAGCCCAAAUCACGAGUAAGCUCCUCGAAGCGAGCAACAAACGGCCGAUCACUCUGCAAAACGCUGGGAACAUCAUGCAGAUUUUACAACCCAGUAGUCAGCAGCAACAUCAACAAACUCUCAUUGUUAACAGGACCAUUCAGAAGCCAACACAAACGGUUUCGGCUAAUAAUGGCAACACGAACAAUAGCAGUGUUACUACCAAUAACAACUCCAAUGACCUCAUAGAUUUGACUGACGAAGAAGACAAGAACAAAUCCAAGUUUGCUGUUGGGCAAACUACUCGUCAAAUUCCUGCUCCAUCUGUACAGCCCGUUAAUAAUACUGCAAUCAGUAGGGUUCCUACAAGAGUAUUCCAAGCUGUCACUACCAGUGGUGUUCCGCUCUCCAGUGCAACUAAUCUUAGAUUAGUUACUACUAAUUCUCAAUCGUCCCCUAAUGCCAUAGUAAACAAUUUGAAUGGUCAAAAAGUGACUUAUGGCACGGUAGUUAUGAAUGGGAAUAAACAGUUGUUACUAACUAGUAAUCAGAUACGGCAAGUUUCAAGUGUACAAGGAAAAAAUAUUACCACUCUUUACAAUAAACAAGGACUGCCAACGCUAGCUAAUGGACAAACGCUACGAGUCCUACAACCUACUACAACACUUCAGGCACAAGUAUUACGUCAUCCAGCUUCCUUACCCGAGAACACAACACCAGUUGUAUCGAAUCCAAAUUGGAAAUUGCCGCCACCUGCUCCAUCGUUAAAAAUAUCAAAAGUAGCUACUGGAAUCGUUUUAUCGUGGAACAUGAACUUGACGGAUAAGUUUGCCAAUAUCGCUAGUUAUCAAUUGUUUGCGUAUCAAGAGGUCGCGGGAACGGCCCCCAGUCCCAAUAUUUGGAAAAAAAUUGGUGUAAUGUUGACAAUGAUUAUGUUGAUAAAG
This is a messenger RNA of Copidosoma floridanum, 1440 nucleotides long. It is a transcript of the gene wde, whose product is annotated as Fibronectin-III type domain-containing protein windei. NCBI's taxonomy places the organism in Eukaryota, Metazoa, Arthropoda, Insecta, Hymenoptera, Encyrtidae. The record is from RefSeq and is a predicted model, not a curated record. Gene Ontology annotation, biological process: regulation of DNA-templated transcription. Gene Ontology annotation, molecular function: transcription coregulator activity; protein binding. Gene Ontology annotation, cellular component: transcription regulator complex; nucleus.